Molecule: messenger RNA, 2031 nt
Organism: Sarcophilus harrisii (Tasmanian devil)
Lineage: Eukaryota; Metazoa; Chordata; Mammalia; Dasyuromorphia; Dasyuridae
Gene: DIMT1
Product: DIMT1 rRNA methyltransferase and ribosome maturation factor
Exons: 12
Coding region: 82-1011 (309 amino acids)
Biological process (GO): rRNA methylation
Cellular component (GO): mitochondrial matrix
Molecular function (GO): rRNA (adenine-N6,N6-)-dimethyltransferase activity
Source: RefSeq, a predicted model, not a curated record
AGCUUUUCCCUUGCCCCUUCCCCCACGUGGCUGGAAGUGACUGCUGGGUCUCCCGGCGCUGAGCGCAGAUUCCUCGUCAAGAUGCCGAAGGGGAAGUCGGUGACCAGCGGCCGACGCCAGGAGCGGCGGGAGCAGAAGAGUCCUGGCGGUGUCAUGUUUAAUACUGGACUUGGCCAGCAUAUUUUGAAAAAUCCUCUCAUUGUCAAUAGCAUCAUUGAUAAGGCUGCCUUAAGACCAACAGAUGUGGUCUUAGAAGUUGGUCCUGGAACUGGAAACAUGACUGUGAAACUACUAGAAAAAGUUAAAAAGGUAGUUGCUUGUGAACUUGACCCAAGGCUCGUAGCUGAACUUCACAAAAGAGUUCAGGGAACGCCUCAGGCAAGCAAACUUCAAGUAAUGGUUGGUGAUGUGUUGAAAACCGACUUACCAUUCUUUGAUGCAUGUGUGGCCAAUUUGCCUUAUCAGAUCUCUUCCCCAUUUGUCUUCAAGCUGUUACUUCAUAGACCAUUUUUUAGGUGUGCUGUACUUAUGUUCCAGAGAGAAUUUGCUCUCCGUUUGGUUGCAAAACCAGGAGACAAAUUGUACUGCAGACUUUCCAUUAAUACCCAAUUACUAGCACGAGUAGAUCAUCUGAUGAAAAUUGGGAAGAAUAACUUCAGACCUCCACCAAAAGUUGAGUCAAGUGUGGUAAGGAUAGAACCUAAGAACCCACCACCACCCAUCAAUUUCCAGGAGUGGGAUGGUCUAGUGAGGAUAACAUUUGUGCGGAAAAACAAAACUCUGUCUGCAGCAUUUAAGUCGAGUGCAGUGCAACAGCUUUUGGAAAAAAAUUAUCGAAUUCAUUGUUCAGUCCACAAUAUUGCAAUACCAGAAGAUUUCAGCAUUGCAGAUAAAAUACAGAACAUCCUAACGGGUACAGAUUUUAGUGACAAACGGGCCCGUUCCAUGGACAUUGAUGACUUCAUUAGACUGCUACAUGUGUUCAAUGCAGAAGGCAUCCAUUUUUCUUAGGCUGACUAAAAAGAGGAUACUCUGAACUUUACAAGAAACUGUAAUUUUACUUUCUUGGAUUAUUGAUAAAAUGAAGAUGGUGAACCUCUAUUUUUCACAAAGAUAACCACCAAACACCUUGCAGAUUUUAUAACUAAAACUCACCUCUCAACCUAAUGUAAAUUUUUUUUUUAAGGGCAAAUUUGUUCUGUUUUUUUUUUUUUUUUUUUUUUUUUUUUUUUUUUUUUUUUUUUUUUUUUUUUUAAAGGAUUCAGUCUUUAUGUAACUUUGGGCAUGGAGUGGCCAAGUCAUUGACCUUCCAGAUCAAAUACAAUUCUUUCCAAAAGUUAACAGCCGCAAUUACGCACAAACACCACAUGAAUCUUUUCACUUCUACCUGUUCACGUUCUAAAACAUCUCUUAUUUAUUGUGGUAAUUAUAUUUUUAGGAGCCGUUUCUUUUUUGUUUACUUAUUGGAAUAGAUGAGCUGUCUUUUAAAUAUAAGAUAAGCUUUUCUAUUUUCUUUAUCCAGUCUUCUCCCAUUUAUUUAAUAUUCAUCUUUCUUGUCAUGAACUUUUCUUUUUCAUUUAUUCAUCUGCAUCUAUCUGUCCUUCUUACCUUCUUGAGCUUAGUUUAGUUUCCCUUCCCAUUGCAGUAGGUAGAGUGGCAUAUUGAGAGAAAUUUGGAUCCUGGGAUUAAUUCUCAGUUUAUCUCUGAUAUUGCAACACCCAUGUGACAACUUCAGGCAAGAUAUUUCAUUUUCUGGACCUCAAAUUUCCUCAUGGUCAAAUGAGGGAGUUAAGAUUAGAAGAUCUAUAAGCUCUUUCCCAGAUAUGACACUUGCUGACUAACCAGAAGUCUCACUGGUAGGAUUAUCAAUCACCUCACAAAAAUUAUAUGCUCCAAUGAUUUGGGUGUAUCUUUUAUAUACAUAUAAAUAACAAAGAAAAUAAAACUCUACAAGUUUUCCUUGGCUUUGUUUUUUUGUUUAACAUUCAAAGAGAAGUACUAUAAAAUUAUCUUACAACUAGGAAAGACAAU